Molecule: messenger RNA, 3219 nt
Organism: Beauveria bassiana ARSEF 2860
Lineage: Eukaryota; Fungi; Ascomycota; Sordariomycetes; Hypocreales; Cordycipitaceae
Product: protein kinase kin1
Exons: 3
Coding region: 1-3219 (1072 amino acids)
Biological process (GO): protein phosphorylation; intracellular signal transduction; microtubule cytoskeleton organization
Cellular component (GO): cytoplasm
Molecular function (GO): protein serine/threonine kinase activity; ATP binding; tau-protein kinase activity
Source: RefSeq, a predicted model, not a curated record
AUGACGACGACAGCGGCCCCAGGCUCCGAUCUUUCGCACGCCUCGCCCUCGCGGCCACCACCAUCCCGGUCGUAUUCCACUCGCAGAGAUCCAUCACACUCAUCACGUCCCUCGACCGCCGCAUCAGUCAGCUCCAACUCUGCUUCUGCUCUUACCUGUGCUACUGCUUCAGCCAGCUACCACCAGGCACUGCGCUCCCACCACCAGCGCCGCCCUUCUUCGCACCGUUCUGCCAGCCAGGUUGCUACGCCGCCCCAACAUGACUACGACACGACGCGCAUAGCCUCUCACUCCAAGCGCAGUUCCAGCCGCGACGUCCCCAGGGGCAACGACCCCAAACGCUCUCACCGACGCAGCAGCUCACGUUGUAACUAUCCCCAUCCUCAACAGACCCCCGACAUGCCUUCUGCUGCGGCGGCCAGUGCCGCGCCACCGCCCUCGUCCCACGGCCGCUCCUCGCACGCCGGCACCGACGCCCAGUCCUCCCACGGCACCAAGCAAUCGCGCUCGCGCACCACUAUCCCUACGCAGUCUGGAAAAUGGAUUCUUGGCAAGACCAUUGGUGCUGGUAGCAUGGGCAAGGUCAAGCUUGCCCGCAAAGAAGAUGGCAGCGAACAGGUCGCCUGCAAGAUUAUUCCUCGUGGCUCGACCGACGAUGCUCAUCAGACCCGUGCCGAUAAAGAGCGCGCCGACCAGUCUAAAGAAAUUCGUACCGCCCGUGAAGCCGCCAUCGUCACCCUCCUCAACCACCCCCACAUUUGCGGCCUGCGCGAUGUCGUUCGUACAAAUUACCACUGGUACAUGCUUUUCGAGUUUGUCAAUGGAGGUCAGAUGCUCGACUACAUAAUUUCCCAUGGCAAACUCAAGGAAAAGCAGGCUCGCAAGUUCAGUCGCCAAAUUGCUAGCGCCCUCGAUUACUGUCACCGCAACAGUAUCGUUCACCGUGAUCUCAAGAUUGAAAACAUUCUCAUCAGCAAGACCGGCGAUAUUAAGAUUAUUGAUUUUGGCCUGAGCAACCUCUUUGCCCCGCGCGGCCAUCUAAAAACCUUCUGCGGCAGCCUGUACUUUGCUGCUCCUGAGUUGCUACAAGCCAGAGCCUACACAGGACCAGAAGUUGACGUAUGGAGUUUCGGUAUUGUGCUCUACGUGCUAGUCUGUGGCAAGGUGCCAUUUGACGAUCAUAGUAUGCCCGCUCUCCACGCCAAGAUCAAGAAGGGUGUCGUCGACUACCCGAGCUGGUUGUCAAGCGAGUGCAAACACCUCAUGUCCCGCAUGCUUGUCACCGACCCGAAGCAGCGGGCGACGAUGCAAGAGGUCAUGAUCCACCCCUGGAUGACCAAGGGUUACAGCGGACCACCAGACAACUAUCUACCCAUUCGCGAGCCCCUAACCCUACCUCUGGAGCCCGAAGUCGUGCAUGCCAUGCAAGGCUUCAAUUUCGGCUCACCCGAGAGCAUUAAUGCCCAACUGACCAAGAUCAUCGAGUCGGAAGAUUAUCAACAGGCUGUGAGGCUGUACUACCGGGAGAGAAAAAUUUCACAGCAGAUGCCCGAGGUGGAAAAGAAGAAAAGCUUUGGCUUCGAUUUUUAUAAGCGCCGCAACUCUGGAUCCGCCAGUCGCGACACGCUGACACACCCUAGCUCUGAUGCGCUGCAGCUGGGUAGCGAUCCCCUCAAUGCUUUUAGCCCCCUGUUGUCCAUCUACUACCUUGUGCGGGAGAAGCAGACGAGGGAACAAGAAAACUUGAUGACGCAGAACCCCGCAUCUGCAAAGGAAAAAGAAAAGCAGAGAGAGCGUGAACGUGAGCGAGACCGAGAAAGGGAUCGCGACCGUGACGCGCGUGACCGACUUGUUGAUGCCAUGCCACUCGCUCCACCCAAGGCGGCGCAUACAAACGCUGCCGCAUUCGAGAUGCCCGGAGAGAAGCCAACUGGCGGGCGUACGCGACCACGGGCUCGAACGCAUGGAGAAGAUGACGAACCUGACAUGGUCAAGCAGCAGAAACCGCAGGAGAAGCUGGAGCCAGCACCCAAGAAGGAAGGCACAGCAGCUGGUCUUCUGCGUCGUUUCAGCACGCGCAAGCGCAGAGAUCCGCAACGUCAUGAAAGAGACCGCUCGCAUCCUCCCAUGGUUCACGUUCAUUCCCCUUCCGAGUCAUCACCUAUACCACCACGGAAGAGCUUCAGCAUGCGUCGAUCGCGCCCUGACCCCGAGGAACUGCAUUCUGGUGGAAGUCAGCAGCAUCACAAGGAACUUCUUAGCCCACCGCUCUCAUCGGGGGGCAGGCCCACCAAAUCAGGUCUUGGGCGCUCAACCAGCGUCAACUCCGGCGACACGCGUCGUCGCGAUGUAACAAGGGCAGCUCGCGAGCAGGCUGUGACUAGUGGCAGUGACCAGUCAGUGGAGAACGACUUGCCCAGAAGUGCCCAUAAGGGCCAUAAUCACUCACAGUCAAUGACUACACGAGCCAAGUCUCUUGGCCACGCCCGUCGGGAGAGCGUUCAGCGUCGCCGACACCGGCGAGAGAAUGCAAUGGAAUCCAACGUCCCCGAAGAGACGGACGUAGAGAUCGAGCAGAGCGGGCAGUCUACGGAGCGGCUAGCAACUAGUGAUUUGGCAAAGCCUGUGUUCUUGAAGGGCCUCUUCAGUGUGUCGACAACAUCGGGCAAAUCAGUCCCUGCAAUUAGAGCCGAGAUACGCCGAGUGCUAGAUCAGCUCAACGUGGAAUACAUUGAGAUCAAGGGCGGAUUUACCUGCAGGCAUUCGCCGAGCAUCGACUUAAAUAAGGUGCAAGACCCCCCGGGCACCGCUGGCGGGCAAUCAGGUGGUCACCGACGCCGCUUCAGCUUCGGGGGUCUACGCCGUGGAGAUGACAGAGACGACUCUGAUCGAGGUCCCCUCACGCCGAGGACGCCCGCGCGUUCGGACAGAGAUCGCAGUGAUCGAGACAAGAGCGACAGAGAGCGCAGCUACUCCAACUCUGAAACGUCGCUGGACAGCAUCCCGCGAACGAAUGGAGGCACAACACGAAGAGCACCGGGAGAAACGAGCACGCAAGUGCAGAGCGACCUUGGCGGCAGCAUGAUUUUAGAAUUCGAAAUUUUUAUUGUCAAGGUGCCGUUGCUAUCAUUGCACGGCAUCCAGUUCAAGCGGAUGGAAGGCAAUACCUGGCAGUUCAAGAAUAUGGCGGAUCAGAUUCUAAAGGAAUUGAAGCUAUAA